Messenger RNA from Leptosia nina, 3912 nucleotides. The record is from the annotation of a GenBank genome assembly. Lineage: Eukaryota; Metazoa; Arthropoda; Insecta; Lepidoptera; Pieridae.
AUGUCGUCUCUCCUACGAUCAACCAAGUUUGUGCGUUAUUUUGCUGGUGCGGCUAGAACACUUAUUCUUAAUUCGGCAAAAACUGCGGAAGCAAACUCUUUAUUAAACGCAAAAUCACUUAGUGCCGCUAACAGUGUAUUAUUACGAGACUAUGCGACAAAGAAGACAGAAAGUCUAGAGCCAUUACUCCAAAGACUUGAUGCAGAGGUAAAAAGGUUUGGAAGAAUAAGCAAAAGGGAUAUUGAUGAAGUCUUUGAUGAGUUAAGAGGAAAGCAUGACAUAACUAGUUCACAAUCCUUGCUUGUUAUUAGAUGUUGCGGUGAACUGGUGCCAGAGGAAUUACCCGAGCAAAGGACACUAUUAGUUCAAAAAAUAUGGAACGUGUUAAACGAGAGAGGUGUUCCUAUGGAUGUCUCUCACUACAAUGCUUUGUUACGAGUUUAUUUGGAGAACGAGCAUCCCUUCUCACCAGCACAGUUCCUGGAUGAUAUGGAGAGCAAGGGCUUGCAACCUAAUAGAGUUACAUAUCAUCGUCUUAUGUGGCGAUAUUGCCAAGAAGGUGAUGUUGAAGGUGCAACUAAAGUCCUAGAGAAAAUGAGGGAACUGAACAUGCCCAUUUCUGAGCCAGUUUUGAAUGCUCUAGUUAUGGGUCACGCUUUCCAUGGAGACACAGAAGGUGCGAAGGCAGUGUUGGAAACAAUGGCUGGAGCUGGUCUCUUGCCAUCAAACAGAACAUAUACAUUACUCGCCAGUGGUUAUGCGAGGCAGGGUGAUAUAGAUGGCUUGAAUAAGGUCAUUUCUAUGGCUGAAGACAAAGAUGUGAUUUUAUCUGAUAAGGAUUUCUUGGAUAUAAUCGAAAACUUGGCAGUUUCUGGUCAUGAAGACAAAGUUGAACAAAUAUUUCCACACAUUCGCAAGAGUGCAGGUUAUAAUCAGGAUGUCUGCAAUCUGAUCUUUAGGCUUUUAAACAGAGGCUGUGACUCUACAGCUAAAAAUAUUAUGCAGACCAUGGUAACAUCAUCAACUAUUGAUGAAGGUGGUGCUUUCUUCAAAGGUGCCUUCUACAUUAAACAUCUUGUUAAGUUAAACAGACCAGCUGAUUCAGUAAUUGAAUCAUGUAAGGAGCUACAAGCAGAAGGUUUGGUACCAAAAGCAGUGUAUAUCGCCACUGAAGUGGCAUUAGAGCAAGGGCGUACCGAAUUAGCCCAGAAACUAUUCAAAGAACUGCAAAAGGAAGGUUAUGAAAUGCGCGAACAUUAUUACUGGCCACUUCUGGCCAAGAGGGGUAGUGAGGGUGAUGAAGAAGGCUUGCUGCAAAUAGUAAGAACCAUGUCAGCUGAAAAUUUGAUGCCAAGUGGAGAGACACUUCGUGACUAUGUUUUACCAUACUUAAUGAAAGAUAAACCACAAAACAUCAUUACUAAACUUCAAACAGCAAAUGUAACAGCAAUUCACACUGUACGGAAUCUAAUAGUAGAACUUCUGCGAAAGAAUCGAAUGCAAGAGGCGGCCGAAGUAGCUCUGCAGUUCAGACCUAGAGGGGGUUUUUCAAUCAUCGCGCCAAACCUAAUAACUGCUUUAAGCAACACCAAAGAUAUUGAGUCAUUUGUGAAAGUCUUACACGUGAUUAGCAAUCAGGCAGUAUUACAAGAAGAGGAUUCAAAUUCUGAUGAGGCUCAGGAACGCAGUGUUGCCAGUGACUUGGGCCGAACAGUUAAAAGAGCAGUAAACAUAAUGCACAAGUCCAAUCAGGCAGAAGAACUACUUCAAGCAGUGCUCAACAGAGGGCUUCGUAUAGACACCGCAUCAGCUGAAGAGAUUCAACAGUAUCUAGGCGACAGUAUGACUAUAAAUAUCUCGAAAUUGCUAUCGAAUCUGACGUCAUCUGACCUCGAGUCUGUACCAUUAGAAGCAUCCAAAUUUGUUAACGACAGAAAGCCGAUGAAUUCCAAACAAUUGGAAAAUAUUUUAGCCAAUUCAAACAAGGCAGGAUACACUGUCAAGUUGCAAAAGCAAUUGUUGUCAGCCUAUAUGGAUGAGAACAAUGUUGAGAAAAUGGAGAGUUUCGCUGAGGAAUUAAAGAAAACAAACUUCGAAAUCACAAUACCGACGCUGAUGAGAAUGUAUGUUGUGUAUUUGGAAAAUGGUAUGAUUGAUAAAGCAAAUAAGAUUCGAGAGGAUAUAAAACAGAAGAAUCCAGAAUUUGAAUUGAAUAGAUAUAAAAAGGUGGUGAUGGCCCACGCGUUGAUAAAGAACAAGAAGUUUGAUGAAGCUAUACAAUACCUGAAGGAUAAUAAGCCCAGUGAUGAUUACGAUUCGUACUUCCCAUUGAACACGAGAUGUUGGCAAAUGCUCAAUACAUUGGCUGAGGAGAAAGAUGCAGCUAAGGUUAAAGAACUGGCUGAAACCCUAAUCAACAACAACUACAUAACUCCAACGAAUGUGUUAUUAGGACCCUUGAUAAAAGUGCACAUCUUGAAGGACGAUUUGGAAGCAGCGCUGAAGGAGUUUGAAUACUGUUGCAACCAAUACAGAAGCACGCCGUGGAAGGGAGAAUUGACGAAGACGCUCAUUUUGAAGGAGGACGCUAAUAAACUACAGUGGCUUGCUGAUCUGAGUACCCAGAUUCACGGUGAAAUUAAUAUCCUCCACGAUUUAGUGUUAGCGUUUGUGGAGUGCGGUCGACUGCGACAGGCCCGCCGCAUCUUGGAGACACCCGGACUCGUCUCGAGACAGCGUCGCCUCAACGACGCUUGUGAGAGAUAUGUAGAGGAAGGAAAAUCUGAGUAUUUAGAAGGACUCCUCGAAGCAACUAAAGACUUGUCAAUCGUAGACCGUUCCAACAUAUUCUACCACUUACUAGUGACGUAUUGCAAAGCUAACGAGACGGACAAAGCUUUGGGUCUCUGGACAGUACUUCAGGAGGAGGGUGAAGUACCCACAGACGAGUUCCUGGUGCAACUAGGAAACCACUUGAAGUCUAAAAACCGGGAGGUGCCCUUCGUCAUUCCCCAGCGAACUCAGAAAGUAAAAGAAGAAUCUAUAAUCGAAAAAGUAGUGGCUCCAAAACAACCGAUUCAACCGUCGAAACAGGGCAUCUCUAACCAAAUUGAGGCACUAAUAAAAGGUGGCUUACUAGCUCAAGCUUUGGACUUCACGAUCAAGUCUGUCGAUGAUGGCGUGGUACCCAAAAGGAAUGUACUGAAAUUCCUGCUCAAAAACUUCGCCGCGGAAGGCAACGUGGAGAAUAUACAGAAACUGGGCAAAUAUUUCAAUGACGAAAUGCGCAAAGCCACUACGUUUGACGAUAAACUGACACUGGCCAUAUUUAACAGGGGGUCGGGUGAACAGCACGUGAAUAAUCUACUUAUGACUGUGGAAUCCAUGAAGACACCAGAAGAAUUGAAUUCGGUUUUAACUAAGUUCCCGAGAAGUGCGGCUUUAGCGAAGGCUGUGAAUGACGACAAUUUGAGAGAAAAAUGCCACAAAAUAGCAGAUAUAGCCGCGUCCAAAGGCAUCCUUUUACCAGCAAAUCUUCUAUGGAUGGAGUGCCUUCUCGCUGGAAACACCAAAGAAGCCGAUUUGUUAUGGGAAAAGCAUAUGAAGAAAGCAGAGGUCGUCGUCUUCAGAAGACUCUUACAAGAGAGCCAUUUACAAAAGAAACCAGAGUUAAUAGAGAAAUUGAUAAAACUCCUAAAGACUAACCCAAAUAUGAGCCCCACUACUUUAGGCAACGCGUAUUCUAGGCUAAUUAACUCACACGUGAUCGAAAAUCGGUUAGAUCAAGCAAAGGCCGUGUUAGAUGAAGCAUACAAACAUGGUUUGACGAACGAACAUUUCAAUAACACAAGCCUUAAGAGGUUGAAGGCGGCAUUUGAAGAAACGGGAAGGAGUUUUGAGUAUUCCGUGUAA